This is a messenger RNA of Drosophila eugracilis, 1860 nucleotides long. RefSeq names its product splicing factor ESS-2 homolog (gene Es2). The transcript has 2 exons. Bases 126 to 1631 code for a protein of 501 amino acids. Lineage: Eukaryota; Metazoa; Arthropoda; Insecta; Diptera; Drosophilidae. Gene Ontology annotation, cellular component: catalytic step 2 spliceosome. The record is from RefSeq and is a predicted model, not a curated record.
GAAUUGCCAUUAUCCGCGAAAAAUAGAACGGUCACACAACACUUACAAAAAAAAAAUAAGAAUUUCACUUUUCAUAUCAAAACAAAACAAAGUAAUAAUUAAGGAUUAACAGUGUAUAUAACGCGAUGAAUAGUACCCCCCGUACACCUGCCACACCGGGAACACCCGGAACUCCCGGCAGUUUAGCUAUGGAAGUGGCCCGUGUUCAGAAUUCGGCUUUGGCCGAAUUCAAGAAGCCCACGGCGAUGGUGAAACACAAAAACAAGCCAAAGAUCCUUACGGAAGAGAAGUACAUCGAGGAGAUGUCCAAGAUCAUUCAGCGCGACUUCUUCCCAGAUCUGGAGAAGUUACGUGCCCAGAACGACUUCCUAGAUGCGGAGGCGCGCAGGGACUUUGUGCAAAUGGCUGAGAUUCGGCAGCGCUACAGUCUGGGCAGGAUUCCCGGUAUGGGAAGAAAUGUGAACAGGAAGAAUAAUCAAAGGAAUAAUGCCUUUUCUCCCGCCACCUUUGAGACCCCAGUGCAGGCCAGUCGUAGCAAUACUCCAUUACCCAACUCCCGGGCCACAGACACCCCAUACUCCACUACUAGCUCAGAGAAGAGCGCAGCUGAGGGUGGAGACACCACCUCAAAACUUUCGCUGGACGCCUUUCUGCAGAACUACACCAGCGAAGAUAACCACAGUUUCCAGGAAAUCAUAGAAACGGCAGAGGCCAAGCUACGCCAGAAAUACGCCGUGCUAUACAACCACGAAAAACUUUCCGCGGAGCAAUUACAGCGCGCUCUAAUACUGCCAAGUAUUGAAAAACAAUUCGAGGAACCUGAUCCCCUGAGGAAAAUCGAAACUUGGAACUACACAAACAUGAACUCUAUUAUGUAUGUGCCCGAUGGCGUGGAGUAUACGGAGGAAGAGCGUGUACAGAUGGCGGAGCGUAAGCAAAGCAUACAGCACAAUGCCACCAGACUCCCAGACGAGGUCCAUCAUCGGGAGACGGAGGAAAAGAAGUUAGAUGCAGUGCCAGCGACUGGAGCAAAUGAAUCGACGUCAACGCCAAAAAUACGCGGAUUUGAUCUACUGCGAUCACCAUCACCGCGACCCGGAGAGGCCUUCUCGCCCAUUAUGACUUGGGGUGAGAUAGAUGGCACUCCGUUUCGUCUGGACGGUGGCGAUACGCCCCUGCGGCCCACCCAGGGACCUUCGUUUCGCAUUAAUGAGAACUCUCGACGUGAAAAUAUUGCAAUCGCUUUGGCGGAAAAGGUCAGUGAAAAGAUGCGAAAUCAAAAGCAAAUGGCUUUGGAUACGGCGCGUCGAAACAUUGGAUCGCCGCUAAUACGCACCAAUAUGGAACGCCUGGCCAGCAUGUCGCCAGCAGCUCAAUUACUGGCCACGGGAAAGCUGGGACUGCGAGGAACACCCAGAUUAUCACACACCCCAUCACCGCUGAGUGCAAGGAAGCGCAAAGUUACACCCGGAGUGGUUAGGAAUACCCACACGCCAUUAGGACCACCGAAACAACAGCCGGCAAGGAUCAGUACUCCUGCCAAAGGCUCAACCAUUGACACGGGAUCCACACUCACGGACGAUCUGCUCAAGAUACCCACUAAGCGACGCACUGCAGCCGAUUUCUUUUAGCACUUACUGUCUGCCUUGUUCUUGUUUUGUUUCAAUACAAUACCUCAUAAACAUAAACCUGCUACUAUUUGGGACUUGAAACUAUGUUGAAUCAUUUCAAAAGAUGAUUUAAAUGGAGUUGUAAAUAAGAAUGUUAAAUUCUGAUAAGAUAAUCAUUGAUGCAAAAUUAUAAGCGUAAUUAUUAGCACAUCUGUUAUCAGUUGAGAACAUGAAGUCCACGUUAAAGGCA